UAUACUAGUCUCACCCAUAGUUAGUAAAAUAUGGUAUGGGAAAGUUACGUAUAAAAUACGUACGCGUAUUUUACUUCAUCUCUAUGUUGAUGUUACGUUUAAUAGUACGUCAAUUGUCAUAAAUAUAGAAAAAAAUAUUAUUUUGAAAAUAAAUAAAUAUAUUAAUAAUAGUAAAAUUGAAAUUUAAUUCAUUAAAUACGGAUAUUAAACGUGUUAUACGGGUUUUAUACGUGUUUAAUACUGGAGCUAUCAAAUGAAGGGGAAAAAAUAAAACGGCUUCACAAUAAUACGAAUAUGGAAGUUUUAAACGGAUAAAAUACAAUUGGGUACAUAUACGUGUAUUAAAAGGAGUAUUUAGUAACUUUCACCUAACUCCCCAAUAAAUUGCUAAGUAAAUAAGUAUCCGAUUUCCACAUAUUAGUUCCAUAUCAAAUUUGAGUAGGAUACCAACUCGUUAUUAGACCAUCUAAACAAAUAACUGCUUACAAGUUACAACCUCUGCCAGGGGCGGAGCUACGUUCAACAUAGGAGUGUUCUCGGUUCAUAGGAUCUUAAGGAUAUUUAGUACAAAUUUUAUAAGUUUAAAUUAUUUUGUUAAUUCUAUCAUGUAAUAGUAAUGUGGCCUAGUGGUAGCCAAGUUGAACUUGUAUUUUAAAGCACACUAGUUUGAUCCUUCUAGACAACCUAUUUUUUAUUUAAUUAUUUUCGACCCCCGGUCUCAAAAUCCUAGCUCCGCCCCUGACCUCUGCAACUCACAUAACGUGAGGGAUUAAUUUCUCAACACUUACAAAAUCGCCUAAUCAUUUCACAAUAAACUUGUAUUAUUUUUGCCACACAUACUUCCACUCUUAAUUACUAUUUUUUCAAUAGACGUGUUAGAUGUUACAAUUCCUAUCUUUUACUAGUGACGUGGCCACGAGCUGGUAAUAAGUAACUGGCCAAGUGAAACAAAUAAAUUGAGGAAUAAUUGGUUGACGAUAAUUGACAACCGAAGUUUCCUAUAUAUGUGCGUAUCCUUCCUUCCUGCUAAUAUUUAUUUGCAACUGGACAACACAUGAUUGCAGUGUUAUUAUUGUGUGUAUACGAAGGCAAGGGUCGUUAUGGUUCAAUCAAUAAUGGGUCUUGAGGGGAUCCUUUGUCUUGUAAUUCAUUUGGUGAAAAGAGCCGACAUAUAUAUACAGUACGGGAUGGAGAUCCAAUACAAAGAUGAGCCAAAUCUCAUAGAUGAUUCCGGAAUUACAUACUUUUUUUCCACGAAUGAUUGCAUAAAUGGAUAAAUAUAGGUUAAUUAGAUUAUGAUUUAUGAACAUGGAUGGAAGAGAAAUUGAUUAUGUAAUCCAUUGUCAUGUUAAAUCUUAAAUGUUAAUAAAAUAAAAAUUAUUUAUCAGAAAGGAUGAAAACAUGGUGAACCCAAUUCGUUUUUUUUUUUUGUUUAGUUUUUUGACAUUUUGUUAAUUUUUUAUGGUUGUUUGUUUAUAGGAUUUGAAAAAGCGCACUUUGAUUAAAACUUUGAAAAUUUGAAAAAAAAUGGAGAACUAUUUUUAUGAAUUUGAAGGCAUUGCCCAUUGGAGAUUUGGUAAAUUUGUUGGACUUGAUCUUAUAUUGGGUUUGUGAGUUUAAGAGUAUGUUUAAUUACUUCACUAAUGUUAAAUUUUAACUGAAGUGGAAAUAUUAGGCCGGCAUAUAAAUAUAGGGUUAAUUGCAAGAUUGAUCACUGAGAUCAUUAAAAACAUUCAUGUUUAGUCAUUGAAAAUAUUUAAUUCAGUUCAUGGUCAUUAGAUUUUAUAAAACAAUCUAAGUUUGAUCACUCUCCGUUAGUUUCCCUCUAUCUCUGUGAACACCGUCAAUUAACUGCUGACGUGAUUCAUCCUAUUUUAACCCGUCACAUCAUAAAAUCCGACCCGCCAUGUCAUCAAAACCCGCUUCGUCAGUUUUUCCAAACCAAACCCAACCCUUCCCAACCCGUGAUCUAACCCUAAACCCUACCACCGGCUCCCCAUCUUCUCUCCCUUUCCAUUUUCCAACCAAUGUCCCCCUUCAAUCUUCCGGCCACUCCCCUGUUCUCACUUUCUUCGUGGAUCGAUGUUGGUGGAUGCGAUUGACGCCAUGCAGGUGUGAUGGCGAUUAAGAGUGGCGGCAAGAGGGAGGUCAAUCCCUCGAUGGCAUUCACAACACUGGUGCCUUGCUCUCCUAUUCCUCGUCCUCAAUCCUCACCACCGGCAAAGACUUAUCGGCGGCGAGUUGGAGAUGACGAGGAUUCCUCUCCCAAUCGGACAUGCAGCAGUAGAGCGAGUCGAGGACCACUUGUUCCACCCGAGAUCAAGAUUUUUCCUCUCUUUUUUCUGGCUUUAAAGGGAUACGAUUUUUGGCAAGAUUCAGGACGCAAUCUUAUGGGUUUCUUCUAGGGAUGGCAAUGGGUCGGGUUGGGUCGGGUUUUGCCAAACCCAAAUCCAUGGGUUUAUCCGUGAAAAAAACCCGGGGUAAAACCCACUGGGUUUGAAAAACUCAAACCCAACCCAACCCGCUGGGUAUCCGCGGGUUCAUGGGUACCCACGGGUUUUUGUCGUAAAAAAUUAACAAUAACAAAUUCCUAUCAAAGUUCAAGUCAAAUUACUCAAAUAUCAAUCUCUCAAUACAAAUUAUCCAUAUAUACCAUUCUAGAAAAUUCAAGCAAAUCAGAAAUUAACUAUACAAAUUGUUUAACACCAAUCUAGAAAACUCAAGAAAAUUGAAUCAAAUCACAAAUUAUCCAUAAAUAACAUGAUUAAUUGAAAGCUUCUUCCUUUCAAUUAAGUUUUUUCACUCUCCACUCGAUAACAUCAAUUUCAUUCUACGUAACUAAAAAGAAAAAAUUAGACAUGUCUCCACAAACAUAAAUAAGAUUAGAUGUUUAGAAUAUUAAAUAUACCAAUAAAAUAAUUAUAUGAGUGUGGGCGGGUACCCAUGGGUCGGGUUUACCUAAACCCAAACCCAACUCGGUGAAUAGUGAAUGGGUUUAAACCCAAACCCGGCCCAAAACCCGUCAACACGGAUUUUACCCGCGUUGACCGGGUUGGGUCAGGUGGGUACCCGUGGGUUCGGAUUUUGUUGCCAUCCCUAGUUUCUUCUUUGUUCUCUGACAGAGGCCCAUAUCUGAUGGGGACAGAGGCCCAGAGUCAUCUUCCCUCUGGAGUUCAAGCGCCAACUCCUCGAGCUGGCUCCGUGUUUGAGUUCCGCCGCCGUUGAAAUUAAAUAUUUCCGGUGAUCAAACAUGAACGUUUUUAGUAAUCUUAGUGGCCAAUCUUGCAAUUACUCUAUAAAUAUAUAAGGUAUCUCAAAUACCUCUAAGAAUUUGAGAUCUUGCAUCAAAUCCCAAACUUUAUACAAUAGAAAUUGAACUUUUUAAAAAUCCAUUGUUUAUUGGAUUUGUAUGCCAAACAAUCGCUCCACAGAAGUUAGUAUACACCUCCAAUCUUAUCCCUCUUGGUUUCAACUAACCCGUAUCAACAUUGAUCCUGUAAAACCAAACAAGAACUCCUUUCUCACCACCGACCGCAACUUUUAUUAAAUAGAAAAAGGCCGAUCCAUUGCAAAAUUAUUUUGCUCUAUAAAAAUAUACCUCUCCACCAUUAUUAGUUCUUGUUGGCCUUACUUGUUAAUCACCUCGACCCUCCACUACAAUAAUCUACACAAAGAAAUCACCGAACCCCGUUUCUUUAAUUGUUUCGACGUGGAUGGAAGAAGAAAAAAAAGUCACUUUCCUCCCUACCCCUCCUUUGUUUGUUCCGCGUGCAGUGUGUAAAUAUAUAAAUAGAAGAGGUUAGGCGCCGUACGUUGUCACCUAAAUCAGUUGAUUUCCUCCUAUCCUUCCUUUUUUCUCUCAACAACGGGUAGCUUCUUCUCGUGGUGGCCUCUCGAGCAUCAAGAUGAGGGUGGCCGUCCUGUUGUCGUCCGUCGUAUGGUUCAUGGCAGCGGCGGCACUGGCGGAGCUGCCGCGGCUGGAGCACAGCGGUUCGAAGUACUUCAAGGCCGGCAACGGCGACGGAUCCCUGGCCGUGUUGGUGGUCGGAGACUGGGGCAGGAAAGGAGCCUACAACCAAACUCAAGUUGCCACCCAGAUGGGGGCAGUUGCAGAUGCAGCAAAAAUCGACUUCCUGAUAUCAACCGGGGAUAACUUCUACAACGACGGAUUAACAGGAGUCGACGACCCCAACUUUUACCAUUCCUUUGCCGACAUCUACACAGCACCCAGCCUGGAGAAGCAGUGGUACAACGUUUUGGGGAACCACGACUACAGAGGCGACGUAGACGCACAACUGAGCACAGCCUUACAAGACAAGGACCCCAGAUGGUUGUGCAUGACAUCCUUCAUUCUCGACACCAAGCUGGCCGAGUUCUUCUUCGUCGACACCACGCCCUUCUCCGACAAGUACUUCACCGACCCGGAAGACCACGUCUACGACUGGAGCGGCCUACUCCCUGACCGAGCUACCUACCUGUCCAACCUCCUGGCUGACCUGGACUCUGCUCUCAGGGCGUCGAAGGCAAGGUGGAAGAUCGUGGUGGGGCAUCACACGAUCAAGAGCGCGGGCCACCAUGGCAACACCGUUGAGCUGGAGGCUCAACUGCUGCCCAUCUUGGAGGCACACGACGUGGAUCUGUACGUGAAUGGGCACGACCACUGCCUGGAGCAUAUCAGCAGCAGCCGGACCAAGCUUCAGUUUCUCACCAGCGGGGCAGGGUCGAAAGCGUGGAAGGGUGACGUCAGCUCGUGGGAUCCCAAUGAGAUGAAGUUCUACUACGACGGUCAGGGGUUCAUGACGCUUCAGAUCUCGUCGGAUGAAGUUCGUGUCGUUUAUUAUGGCAUCAAUGGUGAAGUCCUGCAUCAAUGGAGCACAUCGGAAUUGUCAGUCUCUCGGAUGUAGUAGCAUCAAAACCACACUACUACUGUUACUAAUUCAGCGAUAUUAUCAUUCGA
This is a messenger RNA of Linum trigynum, 4957 nucleotides long. The record is from the annotation of a GenBank genome assembly. NCBI's taxonomy places the organism in Eukaryota, Viridiplantae, Streptophyta, Magnoliopsida, Malpighiales, Linaceae.